GACCUAUAGGACGGGACCCGCCUUCUUUAGGCCCACGCGUUGCAGCCUGUGGGCGGACGCUGGGAAAUGUAGUUUCAGGGAGAACAGAAAUGGGUGGGGUCUCGCUUUAGCAGAAGGGCUUCGGCUGUCGUCACUUUGACGCUUUAGAAAAAAAUAGUUUUUGGUUUUGUUUUGAUUUUCUUGAGACAAGAUCUCACCGUGAAGCUCUGGAGGUCCUGGAGCUAACUAUGUAGACCCGGAUGGCUUCAACUCACAGAGAUCCACCUGUCUGCCUCCUGAGUGCUGGGCCAUGGCGGACCCGACGCUUCUGGCACAGGAGCUCAGCGACACAGAGUCUAUGGGUGAAGAGACGGUGCGGUUUCAGGAGUUGCUGCUGAAGGCUUCCAAAGAGCUCCAGCAAGCCCAGACAGCCAGGCCGGAAUCCACACAGAUCCAGCCAAAGCCUGGUUUCUGCAUAAAGACCAACUCGUCGGAAGGAAAGGUUUUCAUCAACAUCUGCCACUCUCCCGCCAUCCCUCCCCCGGUGGACGUGACUGAGGAUGAGCUGCUUCAGAUGCUGGAGGAGGACCAAGCUGGCUUCCGGAUCCCCAUGAGCCUGGGAGAGCCGCACGCCGAACUGGAUGCAAAAGGCCAGGGCUGCACUGCUUAUGACGUCGCUGUCAAUAGCAACUUUUACCUGAGGAUGCAGAACAGUGAUUUCUUGAGGGAACUGGUGGUCACCAUCGCCAGGGAGGGCCUUGAGGACAAGUAUGGCCUACAACUAAGUCCCGAAUGGCGCAUGUUGAAGUACCGGUCUUUCCUGGGCUCCAUCUCACAGCAGAACAUUCGCUCCCAGCAGCGCCCGAGGAUCCAGGAGCUGGGGACCCUGGAUGCCAGUGACUCAGUGGGGCCCCGGCACGGCCCAGAACGGCCUCACCUGAACCUGUGGUUGGAAGCCCCUGACCUCCUCUUGGCUGAAGUUGACCUUCCUAAACUUGAUGGUGCCCAAGGGCUGGCCCUGGAGAUAGGCGAGAGCCGCCUGGUGAUCGGAGGUCCCCAGCAACUGUAUCACCUGGAUGCCUGCAUCCCCCUGCGGAUCAACAGUGAGGCGAGCAGGGCUGCUUUUCACCACAGGAGAAAGUGUCUUCUGGACCAGCGUGACCCAUGUUUCCAGAUGUGGAGAAGAUGUUGGUGUCCUCUCUAAGUGAAAUAAAGAGGUUUCCAGUUCUCUCCA
Messenger RNA from Apodemus sylvaticus (European woodmouse), 1213 nucleotides. It is a transcript of the gene Pih1d1, whose product is annotated as PIH1 domain containing 1. The record is from RefSeq and is a predicted model, not a curated record. The coding region runs from base 290 to 1183 and encodes 297 amino acids. The transcript is spliced from 10 exons. Gene Ontology annotation, cellular component: ribonucleoprotein complex; R2TP complex; cytoplasm. NCBI's taxonomy places the organism in Eukaryota, Metazoa, Chordata, Mammalia, Rodentia, Muridae. Gene Ontology annotation, biological process: box C/D snoRNP assembly; rRNA processing.